Dovyalis caffra is the source of this 483-nucleotide messenger RNA. The record is from the annotation of a GenBank genome assembly. NCBI's taxonomy places the organism in Eukaryota, Viridiplantae, Streptophyta, Magnoliopsida, Malpighiales, Salicaceae.
AUGGUAGAUGAGAAGAAGAAGAAGGUGCUAAGUGGCUGCAUCAAGACUAGCAAGGGGGCUUGGAGAGUUCAUAGAGUGACAAAAGAUGGUUGCGUUGUCACCAAAUUUCGCUAUCCUACUGAUAUGGAGCGGAAAAAGAACCAGCAGAGGGAGCGUCAAAGGCGAGCAGUGGCUAAGAAAAUCUUUGAAGGGCUUCGAAAUCAUGGAAACUACAAGCUUCCAAAACAUGCUGACAGCAAUGACCUUCUCAAGGCUCUCUGUGAGGAAGCAGGCUGGCAUGUUGAGGAUGAUGGCACCAUCUGUAGGAAGGUUCUUCAUGAAGCUAAAGUUGCAAGCUACCAUGAUGCCCCACCAGAAGAUCAUGGUUACUGUACUUGCAGAAAUUUUUUGGGUUUAGAAUAUGGAGCAUUGACACUGUGCACCAAUUUACCAAUUCAAGAGUGCCAUGGAGGAAAUGAUGUCAACCUCACCCUUUCACUCUAG